Strongyloides ratti is the source of this 1695-nucleotide messenger RNA. RefSeq names its product Heat shock 60kD protein 1. Bases 1 to 1695 code for a protein of 564 amino acids. Gene Ontology annotation, molecular function: ATP binding; ATP-dependent protein folding chaperone; protein-folding chaperone binding. Gene Ontology annotation, biological process: apoptotic mitochondrial changes; protein refolding; mitochondrial unfolded protein response. Gene Ontology annotation, cellular component: mitochondrial inner membrane; mitochondrial matrix. The record is from RefSeq and is a predicted model, not a curated record. The transcript has a single exon. Lineage: Eukaryota; Metazoa; Nematoda; Chromadorea; Rhabditida; Strongyloididae.
AUGCUUCGUCUUGCUGCUCAUAAUUUUUCUAAAUCUAUUAUCAGAUCAUAUGCUAAAGAUCUUAAAUUUGGAGCUGAUGGAAGAAAAGCCAUGCUUGUUGGAGUAGAUCUUUUAGCUGACGCUGUAUCUGUUACAAUGGGACCAAAAGGAAGAAAUGUUAUUAUUGAACAAAGUUUUGGUGGACCAAAAAUUACAAAAGACGGUGUUACCGUUGCUAAGGCUAUUGAUCUCGAAGAUAAAUAUCAAAAUAUGGGUGCAAAAUUGGUUCAAGAUGUUGCAGAUAAGGCUAACGAACAAGCUGGUGACGGAACAACUUGCGCUACUGUUCUUGCCAGAGCUAUUGCUAAAGAAGGAUUUGAAAAUAUUAGCCGUGGUGCUAAUCCAAUUGAAGUUAGAAAAGGUGUCAUGUCAUCCGUUGAAGCUAUUGUUGAAGAGUUAAAGAAGAUGUCAAAGCAAGUUACAACUCCAGAAGAAAUUGCUCAAGUUGCUACUAUUUCUGCUAAUGGAGAUAAAGAUAUUGGAAAAUUGAUAUCUGAAGCUAUGAAAAAAGUUGGAAAUAAAGGUGUCAUUACCGUUAAGGAUGGAAAAACUCUUGACGAUGAAUUAGAAAUUAUUGAAGGAAUGAAAUUUGACCGUGGAUAUAUUUCUCCAUAUUUCAUGAAUACUUCCAAGGGUGGAAAAUGUUUCUUUGAAAAAUGUUUAGUCCUUCUUUCUGAGAAAAAAAUUUCCCAAGUUCAAGAUAUUGUUCCAGCUCUUGAAUUAGCAAAUAAAUAUCGUCAACCACUUAUUAUUAUUGCUGAAGAUGUCGAUGGUGAAGCUCUUACAACCCUCGUUCUUAACAGAUUAAAGGUUGGUCUUCAAGUUUGUGCUGUAAAAGCUCCUGGUUUUGGAGACAACCGCAAAAACACAUUGAAAGAUAUUGCCAUUGCUACAGGAGCUAAAGUCUUUGGAGAUGAAUCUAAUUUACACAAACUUGAAGAUAUUCAAGCAGGUGACUUUGGUGAAGUUGCUGAAGUUACAGUUACAAAAGAUGAUACUCUUAUGCUUAAUGGAAAAGGAGAUGCUGAACAAGUUGAGAAGAGAAUUCAACAAAUUGAAUUUGAGAUUGAACAAUCUACUUCUGAGUAUGAAAAAGAAAAACUUAAUGAACGUUUAGCUAAAUUAUCAAAAGGUGUUGCUGUCCUUAAAAUUGGAGGUGCUUCUGAAGUUGAAGUUAGUGAAAAGAGAGAUCGUGUCACAGAUGCACUCUGUGCAACACGUGCUGCUGUAGAAGAAGGAAUCGUACCAGGAGGUGGUGUUGCUCUUCUUCGUGCUGUCAAAGUUCUUGAUAACAUCAAAGUCGGUAAUUCUGAUCAAGAAUUGGGAGUUAGAAUUGUCCAAAAAGCCGUUCGUCAACCAAUUUCUACCAUUAUUAAGAAUGCUGGACUUGAACCAGCUAGUAUCGUUGAAAAAGUUUAUGCAAAUGAAUCAGUCAGUUUCGGUUACGAUGCUUUGAAUGAUAAGUUUGUUGAUAUGAUCCAAACUGGUAUUAUUGAUCCAACCAAAGUUGUCCGUACAUCACUUCAAGACGCUGCUGGUGUUGCUUCACUUUUAGCCACUACUGAAUGUGUUGUUACAGAAGUUCCAAAAGAAACUCCAGCACCUCCAAUGGGUGGUAUGGGAGGUAUGGGCGGAAUGGGUGGUGGAAUGUUCUAA